AGGAUGCGGCUGGGAAGGCGCUCCCGCGUCGGCGGCGCUGGCGACCGCCGGGGCUGAGGUUGCUGCCAUGACUCUGCCGGGCGCCGGGGCGGCGGCCGCCGGCAGGAGUCCAUGUCCACUGUGGACGGCGUUGUACGACUACGAGGCGAGCGGCGAGGACGAGCUGAGCCUGCGGCGAGGGGACGUGGUGGAGGUACUGUCGCAGGACGCGGCCGUGUCCGGCGACGACGGCUGGUGGGCGGGGAAGAUUCACCACCGCCUCGGCAUCUUCCCCGCCAACUACGUGACUCGCCAGCCCCGCGGCGGGGCGGCGGGGGGCGGCGGCGGGCGGGAGGAUCCCGCGGGGAGCCUGACGGAAAUCGACUUCCAGCACCUGGAGUUGCAGGAGAUCAUCGGUGUUGGGGGCUUCGGAAAGGUGUAUCGAGCCACCUGGCAGGGCCGCGAGGUGGCCGUGAAAGCUGCGCGACAGGACCCCGACGAGGACAUCACGGCCACGGCAGAGAGUGUGCGUCAGGAGGCCAAACUCUUCUCCAUGCUGCGGCAUCCCAACAUCAUUGCCUUGCAUGGUGUCUGCCUACGGGAGCCUAACCUCUGCCUCGUCAUGGAGUUCGCCCGCGGCGGCUCUCUCAACAGGGCCCUGGCCGCUGCCGCCCCCGGUGUCGGGUCCACCCGGGGGGGCCGCCGCAUCCCUCCCCACAUCCUGGUGAACUGGGCGGUGCAGAUCGCCCGCGGCAUGCUCUACCUGCACGACGAGGCCGUCGUCUCCAUUCUACACCGCGACCUAAAGUCAAGCAACAUUUUGUUGCUAGAGAAGAUGGAACACGAUGACAUUUGCAAUAAAACUCUGAAGAUUACAGACUUUGGUCUGGCCAGAGAGUGGCACAGAACAACCAAAAUGAGUGCUGCAGGGACUUACGCGUGGAUGGCUCCCGAAGUUAUCAAGUCCUCCAUGUUUUCUAAAGGAAGUGAUAUUUGGAGUUACGGAGUGUUGCUGUGGGAACUCCUUACAGGAGAAGUUCCUUACCGUGGCAUUGAUGGCCUUGCUGUGGCUUACGGAGUUGCUGUCAAUAAGCUUACUUUGCCCAUUCCAUCCACCUGCCCUGAACCAUUUGCAAAACUAAUGAAAGAAUGCUGGGAGCAGGACCCUCAUAUCCGACCAUCGUUUGCCUUAAUUCUUGAACAGCUUACUGCUAUUGAAGGGGCAGUUAUGACUGAAAUGCCUCAAGAGUCUUUCCAUUCUAUGCAAGAUGACUGGAAACUGGAAAUUCAGCAGAUAUUCAAUGAACUAAGGACCAAGGAAAAAGAGCUUCGGUCACGAGAAGAGGAGCUGACAAGAGCAGCUCUUCAGCAGAAAUCUCAAGAAGAGUUACUAAAGCGCCGUGAGCAGCAGUUAGCAGAGCGUGAGAUUGAUGUACUGGAGCGAGAGCUGAAUAUCAUGAUAUUCCAGUUAAACCAAGAGAAACCCAAUGUAAAGAAGAGGAAGGGCAAGUUUAAAAAAAGCCGCUUAAAGCUGAAAGAUGGACACAGAAUUAGUUUGCCUUCAGAUUUCCAGCACAAAAUAACAGUGCAGGCAUCUCCCAAUCUGGAUAAGAGAAGGAGUUUAAACAGUAACAGCUCCAGUCCAUCAAGUAGCCCCACAAUAAUUCCUCGUCUUCGAGCUAUACAGUUAACUUCAGAUGAAAGCAACAAAACUUGGGGAAGAAGCACAACUUUGCACCAUGAAGAGUUUGAGGAUGUGAGAAGAAAUUUUAAAAAGAGAGGUUGUACCUGGGGACCAAGUUCAGUUCAAACAAAGGACCGUGCAGAUUGUAAGGACAAAAUAAGACCCCUUUCAGAUGGCAGCAAUCCUUGGUCAACUGUUUUGAUGAAGAAUCAGAAGGAUGUUCCCUUAGCUUCACUGUUUAUGGACCAAGGUGUCUGCACUGACAAGAAACUUCUCCCUGAAGGUUUGGACAAUAAAAGACCAAAGCCAAUUAAGUUGCCAAGUCAGGCCUAUAUUAAUCUACCUCUUUGGAAAGAUGAUCAGGGAGAGAAUACAGUAGAGCAUGAGAGCUUUGAAGAAGGAACCUCUGCUAGUUCUACAAAUAGUACUCCUCAAAUGACACCUACAAACAGUCUGAGCAGGACUCUGCAGAAAAAGAAAACUGACUCAGUGCUGUAUGGGUGUGCUGUCCUCCUUGCAUCGGUCGCCCUGGGCUUAGAUAUCAGAGAGCUGAACAAAUCGCAGGGUCCAGAUGAACUCUUACCUAAAGAUGAGAAGAAGAAGCGCGAUGGAAUUUUUCAGCGCGCUUCCAAGUUUCGCAGGAGUGCUAGCCCUACACGACUGCAGUCCAGGAAAGAGGAAGCAAGUAUUCCAUCCCUAAAUCCAGCUGCAAAUACUGUGAAUCUUCUUUCCAUGCCCUCCAGUUCCACAAAAUGCCUACUUCAAUCUGACAGUGAAGACACGUUUGUAAGCCCUGUGCUUGCUGAUUGUGGGUCAUGUAGUUCCACUGAUGACUUUUCGUCUAAAACUACUGAAAGCAAGAGAGAGCAGAGGACACUGAUGGCUCCUAACGCAGUUUCUACCCUAUUAAAGAAUCAGCCUUUUAAUCUUUGUCCAAAACAAGAAUCUCAAAAUGUGCCAAAUAAUUCCUCAAUGAACUUUAAUGCGUUUGGUCACAGGCGAACCUUAUCAGAUGGGAGCCAUUUUCAGACCACAGCUAAUGAAUUUGCUUCAACCAAUGAUGUCUCCACAUUGCCAGUGCUAUCAGUUACUGAAACUCUGCACUCUCCAUCUAUUCAACAAAGAACAGACCACACUGGUAUUCCAACUGAAAAGCAAAGUGCUGUCAGUAUCAUCUCAAGACCUCGACCCUCUUCUCUAAGAAGUAAAAUUGAUGCAUGGCAAAUUAUUCCACACAUUAUUAAACCAAGCUCGAAAGACUCUGAAUAUUUAGAGGGCAAUGUAGAUCCAGAUGUUAACUUCUUGCCGGAUACAGGGGAAAGAACUAACUGCCAUAUGCCCUCAUUACUUGAUAUUGAUGUGGAAGGUCAAAACAGAGACUGUACUGUGCCUUUGUGUAGGAUGAAGAGCAAAGCUUGUCGGCCAUCUAUCUAUGAACUGGAGAGAGAGUUUCUGUCAUGAGUGCCUUAAUGUUUUUAAAAUGUUUGCUUUUUAAGGGGGAACAAAUAUAGAAUUCUUAUCCAUCUGA
Molecule: messenger RNA, 3191 nt
Organism: Pogoniulus pusillus (Red-fronted tinkerbird)
Lineage: Eukaryota; Metazoa; Chordata; Aves; Piciformes; Lybiidae
Gene: MAP3K21
Product: mitogen-activated protein kinase kinase kinase 21
Exons: 10
Coding region: 68-3124 (1018 amino acids)
Biological process (GO): protein phosphorylation; signal transduction
Cellular component (GO): cytoplasm
Molecular function (GO): MAP kinase kinase kinase activity; protein binding; ATP binding
Source: RefSeq, a predicted model, not a curated record